GCGCAGAGAGCGCAUGUUCUGGCGACGUUUCCGGCGGAGUGCGCGGGUUUCAAGCUGGGGUGAGCGCUAUGGUGGAGAAGGAAGAAGCGGUGAUCAGUGAGGAGGAGGCGGCUCAGUAUGACCGCCAGAUCCGCCUCUGGGGGCUCGACGCCCAGAAACGGUUACGUGCUUCCCGGGUGCUGUUGGUGGGAAUGAAGGGACUGGGCGCUGAAGUGGCAAAAAACCUCAUUUUGGCAGGUGUCAAGGCACUGACUCUACUGGACCAUCAGCAGGCAACACCAGAGGAUUCGAGAUCUCAGUUCCUCAUUCCCACCAGCUCUUUGGGAAAAAAUCGAGCCAAGGCAUCUCUGGAGCGUGCACAAAACCUGAACCCUAUGGUGGAAGUGAAGGUCGAUACUGAAAACAUUACAGACAAGUCACAGGAGUUCCUCGCCCAGUUUGAUGCAAUCUGCCUGACUUGCUGCCCACGGGAUGUGAUGGUCCGAAUUGACCAGUUCUGCCGAUCGCAUAACAUUAAAUUCUUUGCUGGUGAUGUCUUCGGCUACCAUGGUUACAUGUUUUCUGACUUGGGAGAACAUGAGUUUGUGGAAGAGAAGCAGAAGGUGGUGAAAGUUGGACCGGGUGAGGAAGAUGGACCCAAAGCUAAAAAAGUGAAGAUUGAUCCAAAUGAAACUACAUUGAUCAAAAAGACAGUGCGUUUUUACCACCUUAAGGAGGCACUGGAAGUAGAUUGGAGCAGCGAAAAGGCAAAGACGUGUCUGAAACGCACCCCUACUGAUUAUUUUCUUCUGCAAGUUCUGUUGAAAUUCCGAAGCACGAAGGCUCGAGAUCCGUUGCCGGAAUACUACGAAGAAGAUUCAGAACUACUGCUGCAGCUGAGGAGCAAAGUGUUGGAUUCUUUGGGGGUGAAGAGUGACCUGCUUACAGAUGAAUUUGUCAGCUCGUGUUUUUCAGAGUUAGCACCAGUGUGUGCUGUUGUGGGUGGAGUGCUCAGUCAGGAAAUUGUGAAGGCCUUGUCUCAACGGGAUCUUCCACACAAUAACUUCUUCUUCUUUGAUGGAUUGAAUAGUAAUGGAAUUGUCGACUGCAUUGGACCUAAAUGAGAAAAGUCUUCAGAAGAUCAGCAAUGGUUAUUGAGUCUUCAAAGUGCACCUACCCAGCCAUUCCUGCAGCCUUUGGCUGCAAUCACCGUUGAACACCAAUACAUUUUUUUAAAGAAAAGCGUCCAGACAAAGUUACUUAGAUAAUGCGAGAUAAUUUUGUAUGAAACUGGAAAAUUGAAAUUGACAAGUUAAAUGGGCAGUGAAUGAAGAAGUCAGUGUUGGGUAUCUCCACAUCCAAAUAAAUGCAGUUAAAGUCACUGUCGAUAUUCCGUUUCACUUUGAGUAAUGUUGAUGUUAUCUUGUGCAUCUGGUUAUUAGCAGUUGAUCCUGCUCAGAUGUAUGCAGCUGGCAUGUCCGUACAGUUCACAGCUGGGCAUGGCUGUUUCUGCCACACAAUUCAUACACAUAUACUCACUCACAUCACUGAGGUUUUUAUAGGCAGGUCUAAUUCAAAAGGAAGCAUUUGAUCCACUCAGCAUGACAAACACUAUUAUUACCAAACCCGAAACAUUAACUUGGAUUUCUCUUUACAGAUGCUGUCUGACCUGCUGAGCUUUUCCAGCAAUUCCUGUUUUUGUUAUGAAUAUUACUAUUUCUGAUAAUCAUAAUGCCAUUAUAAUUGCAGAGCUGGUCCGUUCUUAUAGUAGCAGCACUGAAGAGGAAGUUAACGGUCAAAAACCUCGAACCUUCUUGUCUACUGUUCCUCUGUCCUUAGUUCCUGUGUUGUGUCCAUUCCACACUGAUCUCUCAUCUCUCCAGUUUCUGGCUCCCACUGGCAGAACAUCAGCUGUAAAUAUAUCAAAGUGAGAUGCUGAAAAUGUGAAGAUCGAUAUUCAUUUAAACCUUUGCACAAGGAUCCAUAACUUUGUCAUUCUUGAAAUGCUUAGCCAUCCCAUCCGUGAACUGACCCAUGUUGCUGAACAUGAAACCUCUGAAGAUUCUUUUGCGUCUUUGCACUUGCUACAUAAUGGGGUAUUAGCUUAGGUGACCAAUUGCUUAUGUAGGGUGCGCAUGGGGCUGAUGAGGCAAAUAUAAAUUGCCUUUUGGGGAGGUGAUGAUUUAGGAACUGCUGCUCCCUUCAUUGUGGUGUAGAUGUGCCUAGAGCACUGAUGGAGAGCAAAUCUCAGCAUUUUGACCCAGUGACUGUGAAAGAAGUGAUAUAGUUCCCAGUUGAGGGUAGGUUUUUGAGGAGGGUAUUUAGAAAGGUAGACGGCUAUAGACACAGAAUUGCAGAACUUAGAUCCCAGUCAUGGCUGCCAGUGGUAGAACCAUCAAAGUCCUGGAUGUGCAAGAAGCCAUAAUUUGCAACAGUGAAAAGAUCUUGUAAGGUUGGAGCAGGCUACUGAGAUAAGGAGUGAAAAAGCCAAGGAGGAAUUUGAAAACAAAACUGAGCAUUUCUGAUUGAGUAAUCUGCUGGAACUUGUUAGUUGAACUCACUUAAUGAGCUGCCCAAAUCUGUCCUUGGUACACCAGUUAGAACCAACAGGGAGUUAUCUCUAUGUUGUAGCCCACUAUCCAAUGCUCUUUUUAAUGUUAAUAGGCAGGCUGAGUUUCCAAUAAAAGAAAUAUUGGAAUUUUUUUGAGAGCUCAAACCUGUUGUGGGCGUGUUAUUUCAAUGCAAUCCAAGGUGGAAAGGACAGAGUAACAGUUGGAAAUAAACCACUGUGAAGCAGACAAAGCACAAGUUUAUGUUUGGUUUUCUUGGGUUGGUUUGCCUGGAACAGAUCAUUAGUCCAAAGGCAAAGACUAUAGCUUGAGGGGCACCACUCUAUGUCAAGCGUUGCUGACCAUGAAAGUUUCCCACUGUUAGUGCCACCCAUUGCCUUGCUAGAAUGAUUUGUAGGUUGGUCAUCAACCUGUUUUGGCUGACAAUGAAUGUAUUUUCCUUGACCAUCAGGUCCUGUGUGGGACUUGAACCUGGAGCUUCUGGUUUAGAAGCAGGGAUGCGACUUACUGUGCCCUAAAAGCUGAUCGAAGGAUGGCUUCCAGGGGCUCAUGUGGUGCAGAGUUUCCCUACCCCUGGACUGUAAAUCCCAGCUGCUGCAGAGGUAUGCAGUAACGUCUCUGAACAGGUUGAUUAGAAAAAUAGGUGAAAACAAAAAGGACAGCUUCCAUGCACUGAACUUUCCAGGAAGCUGUUAGUUAAUUUUGGGAAACCAGAUGCUUAAAAUGUACCAGCAAGCAAACCAGUUAUCUUUGGAAAACCCUAAAGAGGAUAGAGACUGUCAAGGAUUUAAUCAGAAGAAAUGAAGAAAGUUAUUUUAAACUGUUAAACAAUUCAAUGUUCUUUAGAAAGCUAAAGAUAAAAUCAAUGUAAAUGUUUCUAAUAAUUAACAAGGACAUAGAGCUACUUAAAGAAAUCUUUGCCAUUUCACUCAUUCACUCCGUGUUAUACUAGGAAUUGAGAUGAUAUGUGCAUCCAUGUAGGGAAGGUGACGACCUGGUGGUCAUAUUGCUUGAGUGUUAACCUAGAGACCCAGGUAAUGUUCGAAACCUCCCACAGCAGAUGGUGGAAUUUGAAUUCAAUAAAAGUCUGGAAUUAAGAUGCUAAUAUUUCAAGCCCAUGAAUCCAUUGUCAGUUGUUGGAAAAACUCACUGGGCCACUAAUGUCCUUCAGGGAAGGAAACUACCAUCCUUACCUGGUCUGACCUACAUGUAACUCCAGACCCACAGUAAUGUGGCUGACUCUUAAAUAUCCUCUGGGAUGAUCAAUAAAUGCUAGCUGAGUCAAUGACACACUCAUUCCAUGAAUGAAUAAACAAAAAAAUUGACAGAAUUGUUAUAGCCAUUCUGUCCAUCAUGUCUGCACUGCCUCUCCAAAUGAGCACUCCAUAUUUUAAUUUGUUCAUGGCUGGCAUUUGUGGCCCAGAGGGCAGCUCAAAAUCAAAGACAUUACCGUGGAUCUAGGUCAGGCCGGGUAACGGCAGCAGAUUUCCUUCCCCAAAAGAGCAUUGGUGACCCAGAUGGGAUUUUAUGACAACAGCCAUUGCAUGGUCACCAUUAAACUAGCAUUUUUUUUCCCCCAAAUUUCACUACCUGCCCUGGUGGAAUUCAAAUCCCAACUCCAGGUCCCCUGAGCAUUAACCUGGAGUUCCCGAUUGCUUACCUCAGUGACAUUAUUAGUAAGCCACCAAUUCCACUUUGUGCAAUGUUCCUUCUCUUCCGAGAACUGUCUAAUUCCCUUUGGAAUCCCUCCAUUGAGCUUGCCUGCACCCGAUUCUCAGACAGCGUAUUCCUGACCUUAACCACUGGCCCCGUGAAAAAGACACUCCUUGUGUCAUACUGCUUCUUUUACGAAUGAGUUGAAUGUUUUGAUGUCAAACAAGUUCUUUACCCUGUACUGUAUAACUGCAGUGAUGUUGUAAUUCUUGAUUUCAACAUUGAAGUGCUUACAAGCGACUGUACAGAAUGUCAGUGUGCAAACAUUCAUAGUCACCGCUCUGUCAAUCGAGAUGUUAACCCUUUAAUUGCACCUGGGUUAGUGCAUCAGUUUAUACAUCACAGAGGGCUUUGAUAAGUCAACACUUCAAUUUUGUGACAUUUUCAGCAUUGUAUUCCUUUUAUCUUGAAGUAGUUUGUUGUAGGCUAUCUGUGUUCUCUUUACCUUUGACUCAAUAAGCAAUUAAAAGUCAUU
Stegostoma tigrinum is the source of this 4737-nucleotide messenger RNA. RefSeq names its product SUMO1 activating enzyme subunit 1 (gene sae1). Lineage: Eukaryota; Metazoa; Chordata; Chondrichthyes; Orectolobiformes; Stegostomatidae. The record is from RefSeq and is a predicted model, not a curated record. The coding region runs from base 69 to 1103 and encodes 344 amino acids. Gene Ontology annotation, molecular function: SUMO activating enzyme activity. Gene Ontology annotation, cellular component: SUMO activating enzyme complex; cytoplasm. Gene Ontology annotation, biological process: protein sumoylation. The transcript has 9 exons.